AUGCGCCCCAUGCGCCUUCUCCCCUCGCAUGUGGUGCAUGUGGUGCUGCUGGUGCCCUCUCUUGCCUCUGAAUCCUUUCAGCAAAGUGUGACGCCAGUGUCAGCGCCUUCCAUGCUCAAUUCUACAGAUGUCCUUGUAAAGUCAGUUGUGCUUUUUCAAAUAGGGACCGCGCCUAGCAGACUAAAUCCGAAUGUGUCCAAGCUGAUGCCACAGAGGAAGGGAUCAGCUUUGGGUGCUGUUCUUCCAAAAGCUCCAGAACAUGUGAACCUUCUCGGAAUGCUGGCGCAGAUGUCCCGCAAAGUUGCCACGGCACUUGGGGUCACGGACAUUAUCAGCUUGUGCGUUCUGGGACUUGUCGUGCUUCUCGCCCUCUAUUUUGUUUGGGGUGGAAGUGUAGAUUCGUUGAAAGAAAAUCCUUAUGGAGAGCUCAAGCAAACUGGAGAGCGUGCAGGACGAGAAGCCAAAGAUAAAUUCAACCAAUGGAAGGCACAACAAGGACAGGCUUCGCCUGGUGGUCAGUUUGCGGAGGCUGAAAAGAUCAAUGCAAUCAACAGCAGAAGGGCUGAACUCCUCCAAGAGCAAAAGGCUUUGGCGAAGGGGCUGCGACGCCUGGUUGGCGAGGACAUCGUUGUGCAGAGAGGCAAUGUGAAGGCACAGCAAGUGGCAGUCAAGAAGUCUCGCCAACUCUUUGCGCCCAUGGACUGUCGGCACACCAAGCUCCCCAGUGAAGAGUCGGAUGGGUUGCCGCAAGCCUUGCAGAAUGUCCUGCGGGUGUCCCAAGAGCUGGACGCCUUGCAGAAAGAGGUCCACCAGCUCCAAAAGGCUGAAAGGCACGAGCAGCAGCAUGGAACGGAGGCGGUCGCUGUCAACACAUUGCAUGACUGGUUUGGCAGAUAUGGUGAACCUCACCGGCAAUCUCAACCAAUUGAAAUGGCACGCUCCUGCAUUAUGAAGCCACGGAGGCUUCCUUUCCUAGGUACGUCCAACGCCGUCGCCUUGAGAAAGGGCCACCUCAUCAAAUGA
Molecule: messenger RNA, 1023 nt
Organism: Durusdinium trenchii
Lineage: Eukaryota; Dinophyceae; Suessiales; Symbiodiniaceae
Source: the annotation of a GenBank genome assembly